AUGGUCGUUAUUCUUUUAUUAUCUGUCACUCUGUCAAAAGUACCAACAAUGGCGGCGGACGGUGACGAUGUGAUUAGUGAUCAGGAAAAAGUGAGAAUUGUUUCGGAUUUUAUACUACAUUCGCCACCGGGAGAGUUUAACGAAGUGUUCAAUGAUGUGAGAGUACUGCUGAACAACGACACGCUGCUUAAAGAGGGCGCGAGCGGAGCGUUCGCGCAGUACAACAAGGACCAGCUCACGCCCGUGCGCCUCGAGGGCUCGGAGCUACACACGCUGGUCACCGACCACAAUGACCUCGGAGGCGGCCGCUUCUUCGACCCGCGGUCGAAGCGCUCCUUCAAGUACGACCACCUGCGCAAGGAGGCGUCCGAGUACGAGCCCUACGAGCCCGACCGGCUGGCGGAGCCGUGGCGCGCGGCGCUGGACGUGGAGCUGACGAACUACGUGGCGGAGCACUACAAGCACGGCGCCAGCCUGGUGGUGGGGCGCGCGCUGGACGCGGGUGCCGUGGCGCUGGUGGCGUGCAUCGAGCAGCACCAGUUCCAGCCCAAGAACUACUGGAACGGGCGCUGGCGCUCCGUGUGGUCGCUGACGCUGGGCGGCGGCGCGGCCGAGCUGCGCGGCGCGCUGCGCGUGCAGGUGCACUACUACGAGGACGGCAACGUGCAGCUCGUGAGCUCCAAGGAGGUGCGCGCGCCGCUGGCGGCGCCGGGCGAGGCGCGCGAGGCGGGCGCGGCGCGCGAGGCCGUGCGGCUGCUGGCCGAGGCGGAGGGCGCGUACCAGACGGCGCUGUCCGACAACUACCAGACCAUGUCCGACACCACGUUCAAGGCGCUGCGCCGCCAGCUGCCCGUGACGCGCAGCAAGAUCGACUGGGCGCGCCUCGUGUCCUAUACCAUCGGCAAGGAGCUCAAGAGCCAAUGAUGUCCCGCCGCUGCGCUCUGAGCUGCAGCGGUCGCUCCAUGCCUCUGUACAUAUUCUCGUAAGAGUAAAUCUUGUUCAAAUGUUUACUCGCCCCGGGCGCACGCUCCCGGCGCGUAUUUAUCUAUGAGUAUAGAGAAAUCGCUAUUGUAACUGUUAAAUUUUAUUGCAUUUUGUUACUCUCGUGGAAGGAUAUUGAAUGCUUCAUUGUCGCCCGCUUCAAGAGUGGCAUACGAUAGGAUUUAUUAUUUUAUUUUUAUUCAGAGAGUACUAAAUCUAUCCAUUUCAGUUUUUAGUUGUCCAAUUUUAGAGUUUCUCCUUCAGAUCCAGACCAUUUAAGGUGGCUGUAGGGAAUUCUUUACACAAAUUUGUUUUACCAAAACGAUUGAUGUAAAGAGUGAUUGUUGUGUAAGCAAUAUCAAUUUUGUUUUUUUUUAUUUUGAUCGGUAAAUGUAUGUCAAUUACAAAGAAUUAUAUGUUAAAGUCUUAUAGCUAUCAGUGAACUAUCUAAAAUCCUUGAAUCUUAGUCCAUCCAAUUGAUAAUUGUGUUGAACAUCAGUAUUAUUUGUAUAUUAGUUCUUUAGUCGCAGCCACAUGCCUAACUACUUCUUUGUGGAAGUCUAUUUUUGUACUUAUAGGUAUGAGCUAAGUUUUUUCACCCAUAACAUUUACUAUAAGCAAAAUGUGUAUGCUUAUUAUUUUGCCUUGAGCGGCAGAGCAAUUCAUACAAAAUGACAUUUGCAAAUUGCAUAUUUGUGCAAAUUUAGUCUUGCUCACAGACAUAGUUAUGUGUGGCUUCCAAAGUAUUGCUUGCAUGAUAUUACUGCGUAAAAUUGGUCAGUAGAGCAGAGUGGGACGUUCAUAUGGUGCAUUUAAUUGUAGUUAAUUUAAAACAAAUUGUCCACAUAGCUUUAACGCAAAUUUUAUGGGCAAAAGAGCACAAUGAUUGAUUCGGUUUGAUGUGUUUUCAUAUGCGGAGGUUUGCUCAACAUGUUACAGAUAUAGUGGUGGUGAUAAACAAAUAAAAAAAAUAUAUUGUCCAUAAGAUUAUGGCGUCGCGAGUGAAAGCGAACGAAAGCAUAACUUUUUAUAUUAUGUAUGUAAUAAUAACAUUUAAAAUGCCAAUAAGGUUUAUUUUGUAAUUACUUAUUAUAAUUUAAUGAACGUACAUUAAUAAAUGAAUAAAAAAAAAAAGAAAAACCAAGAAUUCUGUAAUGUAUGAUUGAAUUCAUUUGAAUAAAAAUAUAUAUUAAAAUGUU
Messenger RNA from Pararge aegeria (speckled wood butterfly), 2180 nucleotides. It is a transcript of the gene cpa, whose product is annotated as F-actin-capping protein subunit alpha. Lineage: Eukaryota; Metazoa; Arthropoda; Insecta; Lepidoptera; Nymphalidae. Bases 1 to 924 code for a protein of 307 amino acids. Gene Ontology annotation, cellular component: actin cortical patch; F-actin capping protein complex. The record is from RefSeq and is a predicted model, not a curated record. The transcript has a single exon. Gene Ontology annotation, molecular function: actin filament binding. Gene Ontology annotation, biological process: actin cytoskeleton organization; barbed-end actin filament capping.